Messenger RNA from Talaromyces atroroseus, 2025 nucleotides. RefSeq names its product Pre-mRNA-splicing factor clf1. Gene Ontology annotation, cellular component: Prp19 complex; post-mRNA release spliceosomal complex; U2-type catalytic step 2 spliceosome. Gene Ontology annotation, molecular function: protein binding. Bases 1 to 2025 code for a protein of 674 amino acids. Lineage: Eukaryota; Fungi; Ascomycota; Eurotiomycetes; Eurotiales; Trichocomaceae. The record is from RefSeq and is a predicted model, not a curated record. The transcript has 2 exons. Gene Ontology annotation, biological process: spliceosomal complex assembly; mRNA splicing, via spliceosome.
AUGGAGUCCUCACGAGGACCCCCAAGGGUCAAGAACAAGGCCGCGGCGCCCAUCCAGAUAUCUGCAGAGCAGCUGUUGCGAGAGGCUGUUGACCGACAAGAGACUGGAUUACAGGCCCCUACCCAGCGCUUUGCGGACUUGGAAGAAUUGCACGAAUACCAAGGGCGCAAAAGGAAAGAAUUCGAGGACUAUGUUCGGCGCAACCGAAUUAACAUGAACAAUUGGAUGCGCUAUGCACAAUGGGAACUGGAACAGAAGGAAUUUCGGCGAGCACGCUCUGUUUUCGAAAGAGCUUUGGAUGUUGACUCUACGUCCGUGAUACUAUGGAUUCGGUAUAUCGAGGCAGAGAUGAAAACUAGGAACAUCAACCAUGCUCGAAAUCUGCUCGACAGGGCUGUGACUAUUUUGCCGCGAGUGGACAAAUUGUGGUACAAGUAUGUUUACAUGGAGGAGACGCUGGGCAAUAUCCCGGGCACACGUCAGGUAUUCGAAAGAUGGAUGUCAUGGGAACCAGACGAGGGCGCAUGGAGUGCCUAUAUUAAACUAGAAAAGCGUUACAAUGAAUUUGACCGUGCCAGGAAUAUCUUUCAGCGCUUCACCAUCGUUCAUCCAGAGCCUAGGAACUGGAUCAAAUGGGCCCGAUUUGAGGAAGAGAACGGCACGAGUGACUUAGUCAGGGAAGUCUAUGGGCUUGCGAUUGAAACUCUAGGCGACGAUUUUAUGGACGAGAAGAUCUUCAUAUCCUACGCCAAAUUCGAAGCGAAGCUGAAAGAGUACGAACGGGCCCGCGCAAUUUACAAGUUUGCUCUCGAUCGGCUACCGCGCUCCAAGUCGGCCACACUGCAUCAAUCGUAUACAACGUUUGAAAAGCAGUUUGGUGAUCGCGAAGGUGUCGAGGACGUCAUAUUGAACAAACGCCGAGUACAGUAUGAAGAGCAAAUCAAAGAAAAUCCACGAAACUACGACGUGUGGUUUGACUUUGCUCGACUAGAAGAGACGUCAGGAGAUGUCGAUCGCAUACGCGAUGUCUAUGAACGGGCGAUUGCUCAGAUACCGCCUUCGCAGGAAAAACGGCAUUGGCGGCGUUACAUCUAUCUCUGGACAUUCUAUGCUCUGUGGGAAGAAUUGGAGAACAAGGACAUUGGACGAGCUAGACAGAUCUACAACGAAUGCCUAAAGCUUAUUCCUCACAAAAAGUUCACUUUUGCCAAGAUCUGGCUCAUGAAAGCUCAAUUCGAGAUACGUCAGAUGGAUUUACAAGCGGCACGGAAGACCCUUGGUCAAGCCAUUGGCAUGUGUCCUAAGGACAAAUUGUUCCGGGGCUACAUUGAUCUGGAACGACAGUUAUUUGAGUUCAAUCGGUGCCGGACUCUUUACGAGAAGCAGAUUGAGUGGAACGCGGCCAACAGUCAGGCAUGGAUUAAGUUUGCCGAGCUCGAACGGGGCUUGGAAGAUGUCGAACGGGCUCGUGCGAUCUUUGAACUGGGUAUAGACCAAGCCACGUUAGACAUGCCGGAGCUGGUCUGGAAGGCAUACAUCGACUUUGAGGAGUACGAAGGAGAGUAUGAUCGUACGCGUGAAUUGUACGAACGAUUACUGGAGAAGACAGACCACGUCAAGGUCUGGAUUAAUUAUGCGAAAUUUGAGAUCAAUAUUCCGGAAGGUGAAGAGGAGGAGGACGAAGAAGAAGAAGAAGAACGGCCGGUCAGCGAAGAAGCCAAACGACGGGCUCGCAGAAUCUUUGAACGUGCCAAUAAAGUAAUGAAAGAAAAGGAGUUAAAGGAAGAACGAGUGGAUCUAUUGAAUGCAUGGAAGGCAUUCGAGCAAGCGCAUGGGUCGACCGAAGAUCUUGCGGCGAUCGAGAAACAGAUGCCACGACGGGUCAAGAAGCGUCGCAAGUUGGACGACGACCGUUACGAAGAAUACAUGGACUACGUCUUUCCGGCAGACGAUGCAUCGGCCGCCAAUCUGUCACGGCUCUUGCAGCGUGCCCAUGCAUGGAAGCAGCAGCAGGGACAAAGCUGA